AGAACCAUACAACGCAGGACUAGAGGGCGAUGACACAGAAAGAGAGAACUUGGGGUGGGGAGGCGGAGCCCCCUCUGGAGUGGGCGAGACGACGCAGUCAGCAGGCGGAGACCAAGUUCGCGGGGCAGAGCCUGGGACGAGUGUCCAAGGCCAUAAAUGGUGCGCUUCGCGCUGGAGGGGCCCACGGUCCUAGCAGCAGGAGCGUCACGUUGGUGAGGUAGCGGGCGAGGCGAGAGACGCCGGGUGGAAGGAAGGCGAGUGUCGUCUUGGCCUUGGCUCAUCCCCCAGCCGGGCGUGGCGCUGCGGAGGCUCCGGGAGCAGCGUUAGCGGGCAGCGAGCGUCGGCCGGGCAGCCGCAGGAUGAAGGGGCCGGUGGCGGCACCCGUGGCGGCGUCGGAGGUGAUCCGCGAGGGCGAGCUGGAGAAGCGGAGCGACAGCCUCUUCCAGCUGUGGAAGAAGAAGCUGGUGGUGCUGAGCAAGGACAGCCUGAGCCUCUUCUCGCCCGAGGGCGGCGGCGGCAAGGCCCGCGCCAAGGAGCUGCGCUUCGGCUCCAUCCAGAAGGUGGACUGCGUGGAGCGGACCGGCAAGUACGUCUACUUCACCGUCGUCACGACGGACCGCAAGGAGAUCGACUUUCGGUGCCCGGGCGAGAGCUGCUGGAACGCCUCCAUCACCAUGGCCCUCAUCGACUUCCAGAACAAGCGCGCCAUCCAGGACUUCAAGAGCCGGCAGGAGGCCGCCGAGCAGGCGGCCGCCACCACCCGCGACAGGCGCCUCGCCCGGGCCCCCUGACCCACUCCGCCCCGGAAUCCCGCCGGCGGCCCGGCCCGGCCCUAACCUACCAAAGAACGUUUAACUCUGGAUGGGAACAAGAUUGUGUGUCUUGGAUUGCAAUUGGAGUUCACUAGUGCAUGGUACCAAUGAAGGAAAGCAAAGAAGGAUGUCAGAGAUGGCUGGAUCGCUUCAACUCUGAUGAGGCUGCAGUGCCAAAUCUUCUUCCUUGAAAGGCUUUUACAAACCAAAGAUAGUUUGAAAAAUACAAGUCUGGCUAACUGAACAGGAGGUCCAGUUUGCAAACUACAGUUUUGUUUUCUAUUUAUAAGAUGUAAAGACUAUCAUCACCUCAUGGGGGGGAAAGACACAGCUUAAAUUAUUUGUAGUUAUAUAUUUUAUAUUUAUUUUGAUGGAUACUUUUUAAGCAAAUAAACUGUCAGUGUUGUUUUUUGCAUUAAUGUGGCCAAUCCAAAUAAAUGAUGUGAAAUUUUCACUUUAUUU
This is a messenger RNA of Rhineura floridana, 1274 nucleotides long. RefSeq names its product pleckstrin homology-like domain family A member 2. The coding region runs from base 360 to 791 and encodes 143 amino acids. Gene Ontology annotation, biological process: positive regulation of apoptotic process. NCBI's taxonomy places the organism in Eukaryota, Metazoa, Chordata, Lepidosauria, Squamata, Rhineuridae. The record is from RefSeq and is a predicted model, not a curated record. Gene Ontology annotation, molecular function: phosphatidylinositol phosphate binding. The transcript is spliced from 2 exons.